Molecule: messenger RNA, 324 nt
Organism: Dibothriocephalus latus
Lineage: Eukaryota; Metazoa; Platyhelminthes; Cestoda; Diphyllobothriidea; Diphyllobothriidae
Source: the annotation of a GenBank genome assembly
CUUCUCGUCGUUACCGGUGCGGGCAUCAGUGCGGAGAGCGGCAUACCAACCUUUCGUGGUGCGGGAGGCUUUUGGCGCAAGUACGCGUCGCAGGACUUAGCUACACCAGAGGCCUUCGCCAGGAACCCUAGUCUGGUGUGGGAGUUCUACCACUACCGUCGAGAACUUGUCAGAACCAAAAGUCCGAAUGCAGGUCAUGAAGCGCUGGCGGAGCUCGAACAACUCUUUACUGCCGCUGGUCGGUCGUUUCUGCUGGCUACGCAAAAUGUGGAUGGUCUUCACGAGAGGGCUGGAAGCAAGAAUUUGGUCGAACUCCACGGUUAG